Aspergillus japonicus CBS 114.51 is the source of this 702-nucleotide messenger RNA. RefSeq lists its product as uncharacterized. NCBI's taxonomy places the organism in Eukaryota, Fungi, Ascomycota, Eurotiomycetes, Eurotiales, Aspergillaceae. The transcript has 2 exons. The record is from RefSeq and is a predicted model, not a curated record. The coding region runs from base 70 to 702 and encodes 210 amino acids.
CUUCUCUCUAAACCUGGCACUUGCUUUCAGUCUUCACAAGAAAUCAAAUAUUCAAGCACACGAGCCACUAUGAAUCACGAUAUUCCGCAAGGACGAAGAUCCAUCAUAGAAAAUGAACCACUAUUCGCGCCUGGAUCACCUACAGGUGAUAGAGUCUCCUUCUAUCGAAACCAUAUCGUCUAUUUGCGACAUGUACUUCGCCAGUCUUCUGUCAACAACGCUGCCUUCCAGCAGCUGGAAGCCGAUCACAACACCCAGCAUAGGACCUUGCAAGAUCUCACUGCGGCUAAUAAUUUCCACAAGCAGAGGCUUGAGGAAGAAUGCUCAGACCACGCUUAUACAAAGCACUGUUUGGAUUUGGAGAGGAGAGACAAACAAAGACUGGUAGCAUCAAUUGCAUUACAGCAAGAGAGUAUGCUCAGAUUGAAAGCUGCGCAUGAAGAGAUUGAAAGGAUGCUAGACAUUGAAAAGCGACAGUGUCAUGAUCUGACAUUAGAGCUUGAUCGGACACAAAGAAAGUUUCAUCUGAUAGAUUCUAUCGUCGAUACCAUGCUCCUGGAAGAGGACAGCAUGCUUGUGAAGGGAGAUCGCUCACGGCAGAUAACGGAUGUUAUACUCGACCUUGAAGAUCAGAUGGAAGCAAAGUACAGAAAAAUCAUCGAAGAGCAGGACAAGCGUAUCGCAACAUUGAAAUCUGCAUAG